Myzus persicae (green peach aphid) is the source of this 1850-nucleotide messenger RNA. RefSeq lists its product as uncharacterized. The coding region runs from base 411 to 779 and encodes 122 amino acids. Lineage: Eukaryota; Metazoa; Arthropoda; Insecta; Hemiptera; Aphididae. The transcript has 3 exons. The record is from RefSeq and is a predicted model, not a curated record.
CAUUAUUUUGUGGUCAACAAAUCUUAAAAUAAACUGGGUUUGUAACGUUAUCGUAAUAUCGUCUUGUGCAUCGUAUAUGCCAUGACGCUGCUGGCCCGCCACAACAUUAGUGAUUGACGAUAUUAAAUAAUAGCGAUUAGCAAUUACGUAACUGGUAUUGCACUCGCACAGUCGCACAGUCGCAUGUCUUGAUAUUAUUCGACUUGCUACUUGCGAUGUGCUCACUGCUCAAAUGCUCAAUGCCUACAUUAUUAUUUAAUAUAGACUAUAAUAGUAGUAAGUAACUUUUAACAUUACUGUUGUGUCAUGUCCGGUAAACGAAAGGGUGGUGCUGAAAAAGCCCGUGAAAAGAAAAUAUUGUUGCUUUUGAAUGCGAGCCAAAAAUGUUUUAAUCUUAAGCCUUGAAGGACAUGUUUUCAAAAAAUUCAAAACUUUCAAAUACGCCAAGUAUAUCGAAAUCUGAUACCAAUGCUGUUGGGCAAUCCAAUGAUAGAAUCGAUGACAAAUGUAAUGUUGAACCUGACGAAACCAAUGCAUUAGUUGAUACAUCAAUGAAAACUAUGUCCGAUGUAACAGAUCAUAUUUUGGCAGAUAAAACUGAUACAAGUGUAUCUAAAGUUAGUGUUGUACCCCUACAUAAUAAUGAUCCGGUAAACCAACUUCCAGUUAAUUGUCUUGAACUCAGAGAUCGAAAAUCAGCUGAUCCAUACUGCCCAAACAUGGAAUCUUAUCCAAAAACAAUGCAAGGAGCAUCAGAAAGAUCACUUCAAAAAACCUGAUUUGAAAAAUAUGUAUUGUUAGAAUACAGUUCAUCUAAAGACCUAGCAUUUUGUUUUCCAUAUAGGAUUUUUAAGGGUAAUAAUUUAAAUAGUAGUCAACUAGACGAUGCAUUUUCUAAAACUGGUUUCUGUAGUUGGUAUAGAGGUAUUAAUCGUUUUAAUAAACAUCAAAUGUCUAAAUCCCAUAUUUUUAGUACCCAAGCAAUUACUGAUUACUUUAAUACUUCUUCUAUUGAUCAAAAAAUUGAUACAAGUAGAAAAGAAUAUAUUUCCAAAUGUGAGAGUGAUCGUUUGCACAAUAGAGAAAUUAUGAAGCGUUUGAUAGAUAUAACUUUGUGUCUUGUUAAAGGAGGAAGGCCUUUUAGACUUUUAGAGGCUACGAUGAAGGAGAAAAAAGUAAUCAAAAGGGUUUAUUCAAAGAAAUAGUUAAUACUUUUGCUAAAUAUGAAAUAAUUUUGAAAGAACACUUUGAAAAUGGCCCAAAAAAUGCAAAAUAUACCUGUAAUAGAAUCCAAAAUGACCUAAUUAGUUCCAUACAUAAUGUUCUUAUUAAAAAAGUAAAAGCAGAUUUACAAAAUGUUUAUGUUUCCAUCUUAGCCGAUGAAACUAGUGAUGUUGGCCAUCAUGAACAACUUUCAAUCGUUAUACGAUAUUUUGAUGAUCAAAUGAAUAGACCUGUUGAAACUUUUCUUGAUUUAGUACGGUUAGUUUCUGUUAAUGCUGAAUCUAUAUUCACAGCUAUAAGUAAUAUUAUACAUUCCAAAUUUGGUAUAGGUUUGUCAUCAAUAAUUGCUGUGGGUUUUAAUGUGGCCUCAACAAUGUCUGGUAAUAUAGCUGGAGUACAAAGAAAAUUUAAAGAGAUGAAUGCAAACAUUUUGUAUGUGCAUUGCUAUGCUAAAUGCUUAAAUUUGUCAUUAAUUUAUUCAAUUACAAGUAAUAUGAGUAACAAAAAUCAAGUAGUAUUUAACUUUUUAGGGUCUGUUCAAUUUUUAUACUCUUUCAUUGAAGGUAGCCCUACUCGACAUGCUAUUUUUGAAAAUAUAGUUAAAGAACGUGGGUCUAUUCUUUAAA